Messenger RNA from Nicrophorus vespilloides, 713 nucleotides. RefSeq names its product probable signal peptidase complex subunit 2 (gene Spase25). The record is from RefSeq and is a predicted model, not a curated record. Gene Ontology annotation, biological process: protein targeting to ER. The transcript has 5 exons. Lineage: Eukaryota; Metazoa; Arthropoda; Insecta; Coleoptera; Silphidae. The coding region runs from base 86 to 658 and encodes 190 amino acids. Gene Ontology annotation, cellular component: membrane; signal peptidase complex.
AACUGAUGCAAACUGACGUGUCGGCAAGUGUCAAAACAGCUUUUUACGGCAAGAUUCUUCAAAUUGGAAAAUUUCUUGAGUAAAAAUGGCACCAAAGGAGCAAAACAAAAAGGACGAUGAUAAACCAGUAAAGAUUAACAAAUGGGAUGGAUCUGCUGUUAAAAAUGCUCUCGAUGAUGCUGUCAAAGAUGUAUUGAUUAGCAAGUAUGAAUAUGUAGAAAAUUACAAUUUGAUGGAUGGCCGAUUGGUCAUCUGUGGCAUAGCUGUUGGAGUUGCAACUUUUGCUCUGAUUUGGGAUUUCCUUUAUCCAUUCCCAGUAUCUAAGCCAAUUUUGAUUUGCUGUGUGGCCACAUACUUUGUGCUUAUGGGUAUACUGACUCUUUACACAACCUAUAAAGAAAAAGGAAUAUUUGCAGUAGCUAUGCAAAAGACUGGAGCUAAAAAUUAUGUUUGGGAAGCUAGUUCUUAUUUAAAAAGGUAUGAUGAUAAAUACAAUUUAUUACUUACAUUAAAGGAAGGAAAACAUGUUCGAGAGACUAGUAUUAAAAAGAGUGUUGCAAAUUAUAUUGAUGCUAAUGGUAGUGUUGUUCAUGAGUUGGUGGAAAACACUGUUAUGAAAUUGCACAAUUCAUUGUUAACGGAAAAAAAGGAAAAAUAAUGUGUUUUUUUUGUUAGUAUUUUAUUCCUAAUAAAGUGAAACAUUUUUAAAGUAA